Messenger RNA from Penicillium malachiteum, 2670 nucleotides. RefSeq names its product Zn(II)2Cys6 transcription factor. The transcript is spliced from 3 exons. NCBI's taxonomy places the organism in Eukaryota, Fungi, Ascomycota, Eurotiomycetes, Eurotiales, Aspergillaceae. Gene Ontology annotation, molecular function: DNA binding; zinc ion binding; DNA-binding transcription factor activity, RNA polymerase II-specific. Gene Ontology annotation, biological process: DNA-templated transcription; regulation of DNA-templated transcription. The record is from RefSeq and is a predicted model, not a curated record. Bases 1 to 2670 code for a protein of 889 amino acids.
AUGACAAUGGAAGAUCCGCCUCAUAACCCGCCGGGUGAGGGUCUUGCGACUCCAAACGGUGCUCAAAUACCACGCUCUCAACGUCCUUCCAUCGCCGCCUCAAUCGCCGAUACGGCCUCGUCUUUCGGAAACGCCACAUCGAUCGCAGAGUCAAGGAAUUCCCAUGCAAAGGUCCCCAUCCCCCGUCAUCGCGUUGGAGUGGCUCCACGGUAUAAUCGACGAGUACCCCGAGCUUGUGAAUCCUGUCGUCAGCGCAAGACGAAAUGCAGCGGUGACACCCCGGUUUGUCGCCAGUGUCGCGAGUUAAGGGCUACCUGUAAUUACCCUGUUGGUUGGAAGGAAAGAACGAAGAAGUACGACAAUCAUUUCUUUCUACCAAAUGCGAUUUUCGAUCUUAAAGAAGUAUUGCUAAACUAUUGGGUGCUGUUUAGGCAGGUUGAAAAACUUACGGAAAAGGCACAGGACUAUGAAAGUCUCUUGAAGGAUUUGGGAAACAUUGUGGAGAGUCGUACUGCGGACCGAAUCAAAAGCUUGCUGGACAAGCAUGGUUUGGAUGUGGAAUACUCAUCAAAUAGCAAUCCCUCCCAUUCGGUCACACCUCAGGAUGAGGCCGCAGAGGCAGAUGAACCAAGUUCACCUUCAUCUAUUGGCUCGCUCGAAGCCAUCGAUCGAGUCGAAGAAGACUUGAAUCGGAACGAACGCUCACGAGCCACCGGCUACAUGGGAAAGAAUUCUGAGGUGACUUGGAUGCAGCGACUCCAACGAGAAGCCGAACAUCGAUCACAAGGAUUACCAGGUUCAUUAGAACCAGGACAGAGCAAAAGGCAGGAUGAUGAUCUUGCCCUACAUGCUGUCAAUUACCAUUUGGACGAUCUAGAUAUCUCGGUCCCUGGGCCUGUAGACAUCUAUGGACUUCCUUCCCGUGAGCAGGCCGAUCAUUAUUUUGAUGAUUACCUGCGAACCGUCCAUCCAUUUUUCCCUAUCAUCAAUCGACCUCUCUUCACUGCCCAAUUCAAAAAGUUCUUCGACAGCGACGCACAGCCCGGUGACAAGUGGCUCGCCAUCUUAAAUAUGAUUUUUGCCAUCGGAUCCAAACAUUCUCAUCUCAUUGAAGCGCCAUGGCGUGGGGAGGAGAAGGACCAUUUGACAUACCUCACUCGAGCUAGGAUACUUAGCAUGGAUGGCGAAGUCCUAUUCAGCCAUCCUGAUCUCCAGCAGGUUCAGGUAGAAGGCCUGAUCGCCUUCUAUCUGCUAUCAUCUGAUCAGAUCAACCGUGCUUGGAGGAUAUCGUCAUUGGCAGUUCGGUCCGCGAUCACUCUUGGCAUCAACAUGAAAAGUAGCAGUCCAACAACACCAAACAUUUCCAAGGAGGCUCGCUAUCGGGUUUGGUGGUGCCUAUACACAUUUGAGCACCUGCUAGGUAUAAUGACCGGCCGAGCUACUUGUAUCCUGGAUGGAAUUUGCACCACACCACUGCCACUUCCCUUUUCAGAGGAAGACUUGACUGAACCAGCAGCAGCCGAAUUACUCAACAACACAGUCAUUCGAGAUGAGCGUAUUAACACUGUAAUGGCGAGUGCAUGGGUUCGGCAUAUGCCACUCAACCCAACUGGUGGCAAAGAAGCCACUCAUACAUCCCGCACUCGCGACAAUUCGUGGGUGAAGAGUUUGCCUGUCAAUGCCGGUCUUUGUCAUCUCUAUUACUGUGAUCUGGCUGUCGUGACACAAGAAAUCGUGAACAAAGUAUACUCGGUAGAUUGUGUGAUGGUGCCCUGGGCUCACAUUGAGAACCGAAUUGGCGAGUUGAGAUCUCGCAUUGACCUUUGGUAUCACAGUCUCCCAGCUACUCUCGACUUCACCAAAAAGGAAGAUGAGGGCCCUGAACGACUUCGGUACAAACUGGCAUUAGCCUUCCACUACUACAGUGCAAGGAUCACACUAGGUCGUCCCUGUCUUUGCCGACGCGAUGCACAGAAGAAGGCACCGGCAGAGAAAUCCACAUUCAGCCACGACAUGGCCGAACUUACCCUAGAAUCUGCAAAUCUCAUGCUCGAUCUUAUCCCUGAUGAACCGAACGCCAUCCAACUCUACGAAAUCGCCCCCUGGUGGUGCAUCCUGCACUAUCUCAUGCAAGCCGCAACCGUCCUCUUACUCGAGCUCUCCUUUGGAUGUGUACACAUGCCCGAGGAAGAGAAACUAUUCAUCGUUCUAGCGAAGAAAUCCAUCCGAUGGCUCUUCGCCAUGUCCGAGCACAGUAUCGCUUCCAGACGCGCAUGGCAAUUAUGCGAUAUUAGUCUUCGCCGGUUAUCCAUGGGAAUGAAAUUCGAUAUGAGUGAUAUGCCUGAAUAUACCUACCAAGCCGCACCAACCUCUACCCUCUCACUCGAUCAACCUCAAGAAAGUACUGAGACCCUAAAUCCUCCUUCUACGGGUCUCUGGAACCCGCAAUUGGAAGAUUUGUCCUUGGCUUCUCAGGACUCGGCUUUCGGAACGGAUCACUAUAACAGUUUACCCAGUUUCUCGGAUGUCCAUACCUCAGACCCGAUGGCUACUCUCUCUCCGAAUCAAGUUACGGAUGAUAUGUACUUCCCAUAUGAUCCUAUCAGUGGAGAAUUUAUUCGUUCGUUCUUCCCUUACUCGAGUGAGGAGAUGAACUUGGAUCAAGCUUAA